Messenger RNA from Pseudovirgaria hyperparasitica, 2449 nucleotides. RefSeq lists its product as uncharacterized. The transcript has a single exon. The coding region runs from base 1 to 2058 and encodes 685 amino acids. Lineage: Eukaryota; Fungi; Ascomycota; Dothideomycetes; Acrospermales; Acrospermaceae. The record is from RefSeq and is a predicted model, not a curated record.
AUGGACUCUUCAAGGACAUCUUCCUACACACACACUUCUAUCGGGGCAUACUCGAUGCAGAACAAUCAUAGGGGUGUCAAGCAUCAGCGUGUUGUGACCGAACCUGCUGGUUCAGAUCGGUCUCAAGCUUCGUUGCGUCAGAAUUCUCAGCAAAAGCUGACAAGUCCUACCGCAAUUCAAACUAACUGUCCCGAAACCGAGUUACUACAGCCUUCAGAAGUCAGCGUGCGUCAGGAGGCAGCUAUCAACCCAUUUACCACUGUUCAACACCAGGAAUCACGCCAUGCACACGCGCCGACGGUAGACGGGCGGAGGAUGUAUGACGGCAAUUAUUCAGUGCCACGGCGGAAGCGUCGAAAGCCAAGUCCACCGCAGCUCCUCACACCUUGGUUUUUCCCACCUUCGUCUGCAAUGACCGAAGAUCAAGCACCGAGUCAGCUGCUGCAGGGGCAUACAGACUGUGAUGAGAACGAUAUGGACGUAAGACUCCUGCACCAACACGAAGAGAGCUCUACCUAUUGCUCAGUCCCUUCCAAGCAUAUUCUUCCGAGGAUAAAGAAAAGGAGCCAGCCAGUCUGGCCCGAAGUCUCCUAUCAAGACAUCUCAAGACCGGGUGUGUCGGAGAUCUCUAAAGCUCCUGAUACCUGGUUUCAAGGACCCUUCUUUGACUCCACGCCGACUCGGUCGCGAAGCAGAAGUGGAUCGCUACCGGAAUACUCCCUCUUCCCGGACGAAGAGGUGGAUGACGGUCCCGCUAUAACUCUACAGCGCACGAGAACGUCACAUAUGUCGUUCGAUUCUGGCAUAGCAGGCUUCAGUGAUGAUUUGAGAGAUGGGAAUACCAUUGAUUCCAAGGCCAAGGGGCACCUUGAGCCGCAAGUUGAGUCACAAUCUUCGAUCGAGUCACAUGUCUCCCCGAGAGACUAUCAAGUUCUACAGGAGAUGACACAAGCUUCACAGCUGAGAGGAGAGGAGGAGAAGAGGCAAGCGGAGGACAGGGAGGCAGCCGAGGACGAGAGUGAGACGGAAGAGGAGUCCGAGAAGAUGACAAAGAAGGCAGACAAGGACGACAUCACAGUCCCAUCGCCUCAGAUCAUCCAGCUGUACGGGCUAGUUCAGGAACUUUUUGCCCACGAUCCCUUCAAAAUGAUCAUUGCCUGCAUUUUCAUGAGACAGGCAACACCGGAGAGACGCACCAAGAAGCCUACAAAGGCAGCUCUGGAGAAGACUGCGAAGAAAACCGCAGACGCCAUCCGCGAGUUUUGGCGUUUCAUUGCAUUACAUCCCACGCCAGCUGAGGUGGCAAUUACGCCCUCUUACACUACCCUGGAACCCCCGAGACAGGGACGCGUUGUCUUACAUGGCCUCUGCGAGAUAUUCAAUCGUCUCGGCGACUGGCGUGGUGCCGAAACCAUCAUCGAUAUCAGCAAGAUGUGGCUACACAAAAUGCCAAUCAAAGGCCAGCGCUUCCAUAUUUCCCACGAGGAACACGACAUCAUUCUCGGCGACGACAAUGCCCCCAAGAAUCGGAGUGAUGCAUUCGAAAUCAGUCACCUCCCUGGCAUCAGUGCGUAUGAACUGGAUUGCUUCCGCAUAUUCUCUCGCGACAUAUUGCGUGGCAAAGCAACCAACUUCAACGGCGGCGGCGCGACUGACCCAUCAUUCCAGCCUGAAUGGACACGCGUUCUCCCUCGAGACGAGACACUCAAGGAGUUUGUAAAGUGGAUGUGGCUGAAAAAGGGGAUGUGCUGGAACAAGUCAACGGGGGUCAAGCGAGCACUCCGCGAGGAUGAGAUGGAGAAGACACGCGUUGCACUGGAGCAGCAAGAGAAGUCGAUCGAGAGCAGGACGGCGGAACUAGGAGGUCUCAUCAAGACCGUGGAAGUCGAGCUGUUGAACGAGUGGAAGAGCAGGGCAAACGCCGAGUGCGAAGAAGCACAAUCACUGAGAGAGAUGGAGUGUCCCGCCACUCUCGUCGUCGCCGCUUUCUGGCAAAACAACCCCGACGACGUGAGCGACGACUCGGAUAUCUCGGACAUGGACGACUUGGACGAUUGAAGAGACUUGGGCGAUGAUGGGAAGACCUGCCAUCACAGAAACUACGUGAUAGCCAUUCAGAAGACGGAGGCGGCAAGGCCAUACAAUCGGCUACGCUACGAUGCCGCAAGGAGCAGCUGCGAGGAGCCAGUGACGACACAGUCAAGAAUCAGGGAUGUACUUGAUGGGACGCUCCGGUGGCUGGAUAUGAGGCAUAUCAUGUGGGCAUUUCAGGGAGUCUAUACAGCUAUUCCGGCCAGCGCCAUCACGACUAUUCGGGGAUAUCAAGAGGCGUUGUGAUGGCCCCUGAACAGGGGUCUCGCAUUCUCGGUGGUUCUGGGAACUGGGAUGUCUCGUAAUUAAGCAUGGUCUGGAGUUAUACGGCCUUGAAUAGAUACAUGAUAGAGGCCUG